AUGGGCAUCGGUUUUAUAGGAGCACUGGUAGCCAGCAUGUCAUGGCCUUCGCUCAACAUAUUGUUUGGAUCCAUUGUCGAUGUCUUUGUGAACUACGAGAGUGGCAAACGUGAGACAAACAAUACAAAUGCCAUGACAGCUUCAGAAUUCAUGAAUGAAAUAUAUACCCUGAGCACUAUUCAAUUCGGUGCAUGGAUUCUCAUAACUCUGGCCAACUUUAUUGUCAUGACUUUAUUUCCUUUGGCAGCUUUAAAUCAAAUCCAUACCAUUAAGAUUAAAUACUUUCAAUCUGUUCUCAAACAAGAGAUUUCAUGGUUUGAUUCAAAAUCUUCAGGAGAUUUUGCUUCCAGAGUCUCAGCAGAUCUCAAGCGUGUUGAGGACGGACUCAAUGAGAAGUUAGGUCUCGCCAUACAGACAGUCUGCGCCGUCGUUUUAAACCUCAUAUUUGCCUUCUCUUACGGAUGGAAACUAACUCUCGUUGUGUUAGCCAUCGCUCCGUUCACUGCAGUGGCCACUGGUGUCAUGAAUAAGGUUCAGGCAUCGUUUGCUCGCAAAGAGAUGGAUUCGUACGCAUCGGCCGGUAAUAUGGCCGAAGAAGUCAUAUCAUCUGUUCGUACGGUUUAUGCAUUCGGCGGAGAAGCCAAAGAAGUGGACAGAUAUGAGACUAAUUUAGUGCCGGCGAUGAGGAGUGGAAUCAAAAGGAAUUUUAUUACAGGAUUGGGAAAUGGAGUCCUCUAUUCCACCCUAUAUUUAGGGAUGGCUUUAGGAAUUUGGUUUGGAGUCAAACUUAUCAUUGAAUCAAUGGAUGAAAACUCAAAUGAGUAUACCAUUGGAAAGGUUACUAUCAUAUUUUGGUCGGUAUUAAGUGCUGGAUAUAAUAUAGGAGCUGCUGCCCCACAUUUUGAGGCGAUCAAUAUGGCGAGGGGAACGGCUGCUAUGAUUUUUGAUAUCAUAGAAAGGAAACCAAAAAUAGAUAUCUCUUCAGAAAUUGGAAAAAUACCUCAAAGUUUGACAGCAGAUAUAGAAUUCAAAGACAUUAACUUCAGUUAUCCAAUGAGACAAGAAGUACCUAUUUUAGAGACAUUUAACUUGAAAAUAAAAGCCGGAGAGACGGUAGCUCUGGUCGGGCCUUCUGGAUGUGGAAAGUCUACACUCAUUCAACUGAUUCAAAGAUUUUAUGAUCCAUUAUCUGGGAGUAUACUCAUUGACGGACAUGAUAUUAAAGAUUUAAAUCUUGGUUGGCUUAGAGAGCAGAUCGGUGUUGUGGGUCAGGAGCCAGUCCUCUUUGAUACAUCCAUUAAGGAGAAUAUUAGUUUGGGUUCACACACUGGAAAUGUGACUCAAAAAGAUAUAGAAGUAGCAGCUAUUGAGUCAAAUGCUCACGAAUUUAUCAGUAAAUUACCGGAUAAUUACUCGACAUAUGUUGGCGAUAGAGGCGCACAGCUAUCGGGCGGCCAGAAGCAGAGGAUUGCAAUCGCCAGGGCUUUGAUUAAUAGACCAAAGAUAUUAUUGUUAGACGAGGCCACCUCUGCCCUCGAUAUGCAGUCCGAGGCAUUGGUUCAGACAGCGCUGGAUAAGGCCUCAAAGGGAAGGACUACUAUAAUAGUUGCCCACAGAUUGUCUACUAUUGUCAACUCAGACCGAAUCAUAUUUAUAGAAAAUGGUCGCGUUUUAGAAAUGGGAACUCAUAGAGAAUUGAUGGAUAAAAAAGGAUUAAUUGAAAACAUAAAACAACACCAUUUGGAUGAUGUAGACCUCGAUCCCAUGUCUUAUAAGAGGACCAUAAGUGUAAUGAGCAGUUCCGCCAAUUCUGCACUCAAUAGUAUAGUUAACGAUAAUAAAGAAUCGGAAGAAGAAGAAAUUAAGGAUUUUCCUCAAACAAGACUAUUGAAAAUGCUUGCAGUCGACAAAUAUUACAUAUUUUGUGGCCUCUUUUGUUCAGUACUCUAUGGACUCGUUGUUCCCCUCUAUUCCUAUUUAUUCGGUCUAUUAGUUGCAGUGUUUGCUGAAGAGACAAAUGUGGACACCAUUUGGGAUAAAUCUAUUAGUUAUGCCCUCUAUUAUGUUGCUAUUGCUGUCGGCGUUGGCAUUGUUUCGGUCACUCAAAUAACAAUGUUAGGCAUUGCGGGGGAGAGACUGACAAUGAGGUUAAGAAAGAUGGCAUUUGCGGCUAUUUUGAGACAAGAGAUCGGA
Molecule: messenger RNA, 2193 nt
Organism: Oppiella nova
Lineage: Eukaryota; Metazoa; Arthropoda; Arachnida; Sarcoptiformes; Oppiidae
Source: the annotation of a GenBank genome assembly